UCUUCUUUAGAAGAACACAGAGUCUUCGCUUCGAAUCCACUCCAUCUUCAUCUUCUUCUUACCUCUGAAAAUCAAAACAGCAGCAACAAAUCCACCUGACCGUGAUUGAUCAACCGAAACCACAAACACUUCAACAACAUCUCCCCCACCAUCAGCCAUUUCCGCCAAGCCCAUCCUCCCCCCAUGCCGGAGCUCCCUCUCGCGCUUCGCAUCGGGCGUUUGAAUUGAGUUGCCGGCGCGGCGAUCGACCGGAUUCCCGCUCCUCCGUCACUAGCCAUGGUGGAAACCCUAGGCCUCGCCAGAUUCGGCCACCACAGGCUCGAUCUCCGGCGCUGGAUACCGGCCUUCGUGUCCUCCCACAAGACGCUCCUCUCCGUGGUGUGGAUCGCCGCCCUCGCGUCCGUGCUCCUCUGGCAGAGCAGCGCCGUCGGCCCCGGGGGGCUCUCGAUACUCCGGUGGCGGUCGCCGGGUGGUGGGGAGGAGGCGGCGGGGGGGCGGGGGGCGGCGGUGCCGAGGCUCCGGCCGGCGGCGUUCAACCUGACGGACUUCGGUGGGGUGGGGGACGGGGUGACGGUGAACACGGCGGCGUUCGAGAGGGCGGUCGCGGCGAUCGCGAAGCUGGGGAAGAGAGGCGGCGGCCAGCUCAAUGUGCCUGCUGGACAGUGGCUGACGGCGCCGUUUAAUCUGACGAGCCACAUGACGUUGUUCCUCGCUGAAGGAGCGGUUAUACUCGGCAUUGAGGAUCAGAAGUACUGGCCAUUGAUGCCUCCACUGCCUUCUUACGGUUAUGGUAGAGAGCAUCCUGGACCUCGAUAUGGAAGUUUGAUUCAUGGUCAAAACCUCAAGGAUAUUGUUAUAACAGGACAUAAUGGCACCAUAAAUGGACAGGGCCAAUCAUGGUGGAAGAAGUACCGCCAAAAGCUUCUUAACCACACUAGGGGCCCACUAGUUCAGAUCAUGUGGUCAAGUGACAUAGUUAUCUAUAAUAUUACUUUGCGGGAUUCUCCUUUUUGGACACUUCAUCCAUAUGAUUGCAAAAAUGUGACGAUUAAGAAUGUCACUAUAUUGGCUCCCAUAUUUGAGGCCCCAAACACCGAUGGAAUAGAUCCUGAUUCAUGCGAGGAUAUGGUAAUUGAGGAUUGUUAUAUAAGUGUUGGAGACGACGCGAUUGCAAUAAAGAGUGGAUGGGAUCAGUAUGGAAUUGCUUACAGACGACCAUCGAAAAACAUACUCAUCCGAAACCUUGUUGUCCGCUCUAUGGUCAGCGCGGGCGUAUCCAUAGGCAGUGAGAUGUCUGGUGGAGUAUCAAAUGUCACCGUGGAAAACCUCCUCGUGUGGGAUUCCAGGCGUGCGGUCCGGAUCAAGACUGCACCGGGAAGGGGCGGUUAUGUUCGACAUAUAACUUACAGAAAUGUUACAUUUGACAAUGUGCGGGUUGGAAUCGUUAUCAAGACAGACUACAAUGAGCACCCUGAUGAAGGCUAUGACCGAAAGGCCUUCCCCACUCUUCAGCACAUAAGCUUCAUCGGGGUCCAUGGCCAAGGAGUUCGUGUGCCAGUUCGCAUCCAGGGAAGUGAAGAAAUCCCGGUCAGAAACGUGACUUUCCGGGACAUGUCUGUCGGGCUGACGUAUAAGAAGAAGCACAUAUUUCAGUGUGCAUUUGUCCAAGGUCGUGUAAUUGGAACAAUCUUCCCUGCCCCUUGCGAAAAUCUCGACCUUUACAAUGAGCAAGAGAAGCUCGUUAAGCACUCAGCCUCGCAGAACAUCACAGACAUCGAUUACGAUAUUUAAGGUGAUUUCUGUUUCUCGGCACCAGGUUUUCCAUCUCUCAGAGGUCUGUGAGUUUCAUUACACGAUCCAAAUGUCUCGUUUCUUUCGGCCAGAGAUACAAGUAUCCUGUUGGGAAGGGUGGGAGUCAUGAUACUUGUCAUCUUCCAUUUUUCUUCAUUUCUUACCCCUUUGGCCCGUCGUUUUUCCAACUUUUAUGCUCGACGGGGUUGUACUUGUACAUAUGGAAAGUAGCUUUUAGGUCACUGGAAGUCGAAAUCGAACCAUGGUUUAUGUUAAUUCUCCAGUUUUCUUUCCUGUCCGAAGCUUUGUCCGAUGUUUUAUCUCACAUCUGAGGAACUGUAUACAUGUAACUCAGUUUUGCC
Molecule: messenger RNA, 2153 nt
Organism: Syzygium oleosum
Lineage: Eukaryota; Viridiplantae; Streptophyta; Magnoliopsida; Myrtales; Myrtaceae
Product: probable polygalacturonase
Exons: 5
Coding region: 277-1791 (504 amino acids)
Biological process (GO): carbohydrate metabolic process
Molecular function (GO): polygalacturonase activity
Source: RefSeq, a predicted model, not a curated record